Molecule: messenger RNA, 759 nt
Organism: Misgurnus anguillicaudatus (oriental weatherfish)
Lineage: Eukaryota; Metazoa; Chordata; Actinopteri; Cypriniformes; Cobitidae
Product: testis-specific expressed protein 55
Source: RefSeq, a predicted model, not a curated record
UCGUCUGUAGUCUAGACUAGGAAUAAUCAGCACACGAGACGAAGUGAUUUUUAGUUCAGCCACUAAAUUUGACGUCUAUUUACUGUUACUGUUUGCGCUUACAAAUCGCGUUACAAUUAUUAGCAAUAACAACAUAAUCCUCGAUUUUUUUAAUCGUGUCGUUUGAUGGUCUGAUGACGGGGAUGACCUGAAAUAAACUAACGCAUUUCACAAGUCACAAAGUGAACACUGAAAAUGUGAGUAAUGUUGCAAAGCAAAAGUAAAGUUUAAUGUUGGUUGCAGCAUAAACUUUAUGAGAUGGCAGAUUCGGGUGUGCUUAUCACAGAGUCUGUUCGUCCGAGCCCGGUGUGUACGGAACCGUACGAGCGCUCGGUGCGCUAUAUGGAAAGCAACAAUAUUCUUCAGAUUUUCCAGGAGAUCACAGAGAAUCUGAUAUUGAAUAGACCUGACGAUCCUCUCCAGUUCAUGUUAGAACAGGUGCAAAUGAAGAUUAAAAUCCGCGACGAGUCACGUAAUACAUUUCUGAAAUCAUAAUGAAUUUCAAAACAAAUUAACAAGGACCUUGCAGAAAAACUGAAAGUGUUUAUGCUUAUUGAUUCAGUGAUUCAGCAUUGUUGUUUCCAAGCAACUGUUUUUGGAAUUUUGUAGAAUUAUUUAUUUUUGUUUUUUCCAAUUGUAUGACACGUUCUAUUGUAUUACACACACUCAUUCGCUUUCAAAUCAUGCUGUAUGGUCUCAAUAAAGUAGUUUUUGAGUGUA